Heterobilharzia americana is the source of this 480-nucleotide messenger RNA. The record is from the annotation of a GenBank genome assembly. NCBI's taxonomy places the organism in Eukaryota, Metazoa, Platyhelminthes, Trematoda, Strigeidida, Schistosomatidae.
AUGCUCCUGCCAAUCGCAACCAGAAAUAGUAUAUUUGAAAAGGUUAUUCAGGACGGUGUAUUGACGGCAAGAAAUGAUCUUCGACCGUGCUAUAAUCAUCCCACAAUUAAUGUCCGUAACCUAUACGUGAUCAAAACAAUGCGAUCACUUAAGUCGCGGGGUUACGUUCGGGAACAGUAUGCAUGGAGAACAUACUACUGGUUUCUUACAACUGAUGGAAUUAAUUACUUGCGCGAGGUUUUGCACCUUCCUUCAGACAUCAUUCCAGCAACAUUGAAAGCCCCACCACGAGAUAUCCGAGCACCAGCUCAAGGAAUGGAUCAAGGUGGACAGCGCGGUCCUUCUGAUGGUCGUGUUGCAUUCAGAAGAGGACCUGUCACUCCUGGUAUGACUGGCUUUGGGACCCCAGGAAAAGAUGCAGCAAUGGGUGAUAGUGAAGUUCAUUUCCGUGGGGGUUAUGGUAGAGGUAGACCUAUGUAA